Molecule: messenger RNA, 2200 nt
Organism: Glycine soja
Lineage: Eukaryota; Viridiplantae; Streptophyta; Magnoliopsida; Fabales; Fabaceae
Product: kinesin-like protein KIN-4C
Exons: 12
Coding region: 171-1823 (550 amino acids)
Biological process (GO): microtubule-based movement; mitotic spindle organization
Molecular function (GO): microtubule motor activity
Source: RefSeq, a predicted model, not a curated record
AACUGCUUCAAUUGCGUUGCUUACGUGGCACAUCGUGAUUGGUUGUUUACUCAACGCAGUAACGUUAUAAUAGUCGCAGCGAGGGGUGUGUAUGAUUCGAUACUUGUUCGAUUUCGCUCUUUCUUUUCAAUCUUCAUUCUUUCUCAUCUUCGAUUUCGAAAGAGAGGAUCAUGAAGAAGACGAAUCGCCGAUCCAAGCAAUCGAGCCCAAUCCAUGCCUCAGCGUCGGACUCGAACGAAAAGCAAAUCUACGAGGAGAGGAUUCGCGAGCUCGAGGCGGAAAAUAAAGCAUAUAAGACGGAGAUUGCUGAACUAAGGCAGCAAAGACAGGGGAGUGAUUCAUCGGCUACUAGGAAUGGAGUUGAAAAGCUUAAGAAGGAGUAUCUUCAGAAGCUGAACUUGCUCGAAGAUCAGGUUACUGAAUUGAAGAUGAAACUUGGUACUCGGUCCCAGUUUUCAACUCAAAGGAAAAAAGUCGAUGAAUCAACUAAACAGUUGCAAUUCGAGAUUCAAAAUUUGAAGGCUCAAAAGGUUCAACUGCAAUGUAAGAUCAAAUUAGAAUCUGUGCAAUUUCGAUUAUGCAAGGCCCUACUUGAAAAAGAGGUUCUUCAGCUUAAGAAAGAGGGAAGGAGGAAUGAAGUCAAGACCCAAAGUUUGCUGGCUUCAAAUGAUAGGCUUAAAAUGGUUUUACAGCGGAAGACAGAGGAAGCUUCUGCUGCUACUAAACGUCUACAAGACAUGAUAACAGCACGAAAAGCUGUAUCACAUAGAUCAACUGGUGCUAGAAGUAGAAAUGGUCAAUUAAUUCUGGAUGCUGAGCAAGAACUAGAAGCCACAACUCAGUUACACAAGUUAUGUUCUCAAUAUGAAUCCAAAAUGGAAAAGAUGGCUGGAGAGAUUUCACAGCUGAAGGAAGAAAAUGAGAUCCUUAGGCAGGAAAAAUUAGGGUCUCAGCUACAGGAGGUAGACUGUGACAGUCAGGAGAAAGAUUCUGAUAUCCAAGAUUUAAAGGAACAAAUGAACAGCCUUGGUUCUCUACUUAGAGAAUUACAAUCGAGGAAGGAGAAGCUUGAUUUCAAGGAUAAGAAGCAGGGGGACCUGGGUCUGUUUCUUCUCUCUGAAGAGAGCAAUGACAAGAUAAAAAUGAAUACACCCGAAAUGGGCAGUGCAAGUGAGAAUAGUGUUAAGAGGGAGAGAACAAGUGAAGGGAUUUGCUGCUCAUGCAGUAAGAAGUCCUUGUGCAAAACUAAUAAAUGCAAGUGUCGAUCCAGUGGAGGGAGCUGCGGAGCAUCAUGUGGCUGCACACGUUUAAAGUGCACAAAUAGGGAACCAAACCAAUUAGAAGGAAGUGAACCGCUAAAAUCAGGUAAUACAGAAUGUACUCAAGAGGCUUCCGCUGAAGACAAAGAUGGAAGUGUGAUUGCUUCUGAAUGUGCUAAACUACUCCAGAGUGCACUUGUUCAGAAACCUGCUAGUUGCAAGGACAAUCUGGUUCCCAAAAAGAAGCCAUUACGUGACAUUCAGAACUCAAUGGCUAAAUUGGAUGAUCAAAAGCAAGGUAAGAAAAAGAAAGCGCGGAAACCAGUAAUUCAGCUAAUUACCAAUGACCCAAUAUCUUCCUCUCCAGAAAAUAGCAGCAGUAUUGAAACUCAGGAAAAUAAUCCAACGGGGUUGGACAAGGUGACAAAAUCAACUACAGAGAAUAAUUCUGGCCAAACAAAUGAAUUUGCCACAUCCAUUAGUGACGCACCUGGAUUUCGUCGUCUAAGAAAUCCAACCCGACAAGCAAAAUCCGUUGUCGAGAAAGAUAACUGUCUCAUUUAACAAGACUUGAGUGUGAAGUCUCUUUUUUUAAGGGGAAUACCAUAAGCAGCUGCAAGCAUUCCCCUUUGUUCUUCCUGGGUGUUGAAAAUUCAUGCCUAUGCUGAAUUGUCGAGUGUGUUUAGGUUGUUGAUUUGGAUCUCAUUAACUCCAUAGCGUGGUUUUCAUAAGAGGAGUCAUAAAAGAUAAAUUAAUACUCAGUUACUUGUCUUUUUCUUGUUUCCCCUCUCUUCUAACGCCCUUAUAUUUGAAAUACGGGCAUUUCAUUAUUUGCUUUCCAUCGCUUGAAACGGCGAGUGUAAUGAUCAAAAACCUUUUGAUAUCAGUGUCGGAACUCGGAAGUACCUAAUUUUGGUUUACAUACCAAUUAUUCCUCGAUA